Gongylonema pulchrum is the source of this 327-nucleotide messenger RNA. NCBI's taxonomy places the organism in Eukaryota, Metazoa, Nematoda, Chromadorea, Rhabditida, Gongylonematidae. The record is from the annotation of a GenBank genome assembly.
AUGAGCUGUUUAAAUGAUGGUCAUUUGCAGAUUGAUCGCUUCUGGUGCAAACUUAUCGCAGGCUAUGGUUUGGACAAUCAUCAAGUUUUGUACACGUUUUCAAAGGCUGGCGACAGCGUUGCGAUCGGUCGUGAUAAACGUCAAUGCGCUAUCAAACUAGGCUCGAAUGCGCAAGGUGUCAGUCGUGUACAUCUGAAACUUCAGCUUCAACCAAAUGGCUCAGUUCGGUUUCUUCCUUUUUUCCUGAAUGGUUAUAUAGGUGUUGUGUUUGCAGUGGUUCGCUCAUUCGCGUUAGACAGGAGGUUCACAGAGACAGUAAUUUUUUGA